Molecule: messenger RNA, 261 nt
Organism: Linum trigynum
Lineage: Eukaryota; Viridiplantae; Streptophyta; Magnoliopsida; Malpighiales; Linaceae
Source: the annotation of a GenBank genome assembly
AUGCAAGCAGAGACGGUGACCAGAAUCGCCAACGGCGAGCGACCACCAACCUCCGCUGCGGCCGACGAAGCGGUGGAAGUCACCGUCGGAGGGAGCGACACAGAACCGGCGACAAAGGAGAAAGGCGGCGACAUCGCCUCUUCUUGGGAUUUUCAGGAACCCAGCUGGGGGAUGGGGUCGCCGGUCACGAAGGGAGAAGGGGCUCCGCGGUCGCCGGAAGUUCCAGUCGCGGCGACGAAGGCUAGGAAGGCGGAGCUGUGA